AUGCUCCCUGGUGCGGCGGCCUCUGCUCCCGGCACUCCUCGCGCUGCUCCUGGCUCUCCUGCGCCUCGGGCUGCUGGUGGCUCCACGACGGUUGACGGUGGUGGCGACCCACUCCAACUCCCUGGAGCUGACCCGUGGGCCAAGAGGCCACGGACAACGGACGGUGGUGGCGAGCGCGGGGCUGCCGUCGUGGACCCCAUGGACGCGGCGCAGGCGGCCAUCUCGGCCUCCCAGGACUUCCUCACGAAGCAGCUGGACGCCAAGCUGGCUACUGUCAAGGCAGAGGUCAUCGCGAACUUCGGCGAGCAGCUCGAGGGCCCGUUGGCGGCGGUCGUGGCCCAACAAGCCUCCCAGAACGCUCAGUUCAGGGGCGACGUCGGCGAGCUCCAGACCUCGGCGCAGCGCCUCGAGGAGUCGAACAAGCAGAUUCGAGAGCAGCUCGCGGACAUGCGCAAGCAGCUCCACAUGCAGGAGGCCCAGAUCCCCAUCAAAGACUACGAGGGCCAGCUGGAGUGGGACCGCGACGCCGACACCAGCAUCAUUGUGGGCACCGCUGCCGAGAACUUCACCGCUGAAAAAUUCAAGGAGAGCAUCCAGCCCAUCAUGGACAGAUGUGAGCUGGAACCUGAUCAAUGGUCUAUCCAAGGGAAGAGUCCUGCACGCCGAUUCGUGGUCCAGUUCUCGGGUCAGGCCAGUGCGGCCGCGCGCAAAGUCCGCGCCUUCUACGCCAAGCUCAAGCAAGUGGACGGCUCCUGGCUCCAGACGGAGGUGGCCAACGUCCACGGGCAGACCUCGCGGCUCUACCUCGGCCUGGACCGCUCGGCGAAAUCGGCACGGUGUGAGUUCGAAUCCAAGAAGCUCGCGCAGUUCGGUCGUGAGCACGCCCCUGACAAACGUUGGCGUGCAGAUCGCCAGCAAGGUGCCAUCUACUGCAACAACAUGCCCGUGGUCUCGGUGGUGGUCGGUGCCAUUCGAGAGACUCCUUCGCGCUUGCUCUUCAACUACGACGGGUGCUCUACUCACUCCAUCAACAGGGACGCCAUCAAGCAGAGCUUCGAAGAGUUCUCAGGACCACCUUGGAGGGGAGAGAGGUUCAUACAGCGCCUGCUCAUCAAGACGAUGACGGAGUCUGAGGCGGCCCAAGGCGCACUCCCGAACAUGGCGGUCAUUUCCAAUGUUCACAACUUCAGGCUGACGGCGCAGGAGGUUGACAAGGUCACGCGCUCCAUCCGCGCCGAGGUGAUCACCGCCUCGCAGCAGCCUGAGCGCAUCACGAUCCUCGUCAUGGGUGACUUCAACUUCAUGGAUGAGGCCCCUCUGGAGAUGAAGGCGCCACUGGUCAACAAAGGCCGGCCACGAUUGCGCCGACACAACCCUGAACACCAGCUCGCCUGGGAGUCGGUGCUGACGAACAUGACGGAGGUGGACCCUGAAAUUCCUACACACUACACGGAGCAGUCACAGCAGUGCACGCGGAUUGACAAGAUUUACAUCAGCACCCCGCCAUGGAUGCUAUUGCAGUGGUGCGCACGAGCAGAUGUCCCGCUGGCCCCUGAAGUUCUUUAUGACCGAGGCAUUUCUGACCACGCCCCUGCCCACCUGCGCUUUGCCCACCGGCAACAGGAGGAGAACGGACAGCUCCAGCCCAUCCCAAAGUACAUCUUCGAGCACCCUCUCUUCGAGCACUACCUGGGCAUCCUGAUGGCAUCCCCGCCCUGGCAGUCCUACGUUCUAAAGCUCAAGGCCAUUGAAGUCCUGCACGACAACUCCAAGACGCCCAACCCUGAUGAGAUGAUUGCGGAGCUGCAGAAGCAAUGGGCGCCAGCGUUCCAGCCGAAGUCGAGCCGCACCCAGCACGUCGUCCGCUACCUGAAGAAGCACGCCCAGAAGUUCGAUUGUUCCGACAUGGACAUCCCCACGAUUGGCAAAAUGAAGCACCUCAUCGGACAUCUGAACAACUCAGCUCCUGGUCCUGACGGCCUCUUGUACAUGGUCUGGAAGAAGACCCCCAUGGCAGCGCAACACUGGAAGGAGCCGCCCCUCGCCUUGCACCUGAGGGGGGCGGCCACGGGGUACAAGGACCAGCCUCGCCCCGACCCGCUGAUGAAGACGCUCCUGUGCAGGGCGCUGGCGCUCGCCAGCUCGAAGGAGGACGCCCAGCUGCGCCUCCUCCUGCACGCCUGGCUGCUCCAGGCGGCGCACGGCGCGGGGCCGAGCCCCGAGGAGGCGGCCAGCCUCGCCGCUGGCUCGCUGACGGGGGCGCUGCAGCUGGAGGUGCGGGGCCUCUGCGGCGCCGUCCACGGCCUGGGCCGGGGCCCGGAGCUCGUCGGCUGGGGCGCGGCCAAGCUGGAGGCCACCCAAGAGGUGCUGCGCAUGCACAUGUGCCGGGCCUUGAGACUGCUCGGCGUGGAGGCUGCCGCAGCCGCCCCCGCGGCGGCCACGCAGGCGGGCAUCUGCGGCGGCCGGCCGAGGCUGUCGUACCGCAGCCUCUCGCUGCCGGUGGAGCCCUGGGUGCUCGCCAGCAUCGCGGGUGCCUCUUCGGACCGCUCCGCCGCUUCGAGGGGGAUCUGGGCCCACUCCCAGGACCGCUUGGGCGAGAUCUCGUCAGGCGGGCCCCCGGUUUCGACGGACUGGUGCCCCGUGGGCACGGCGGUGAAGGCCACCCUAGACGCCAGUGUGCGCAGGUGGGUCAGGACGUUUUCUAGGGUGUUCGGAAUGAAGUUAUUGAGCGGUUCCAUCUUGACCGUGAACAGCUUUUGGAACAAUGACGCUGGUAACGCUUGCUGCUGCCUGCUGCGCAGGAGGAAUGUGUUCAGCAAGUCCAAGAUCGGCUGCGCAGCACCUCGCGCGCCGCAGAGCUUCGAGGGUUGCGCGGCGUCGUCCGCGCAGCGCUCCUCGCCCCGCCCGAGCCGCCUUGUCGUCGCAGCCGCAGUCGCGGCUGGGAAGGUCCACGAGGAGGCCGAGCGGCGCAAGGCGGAGUCCGCCCUGGCGCCCAUGGGGCCGCCGUUCGCGCAGGCGUGGGUCGCGCUCGUCAGAGCCAUCGGCCAGUCUCAGGAAUGCGCGGGGGCCGCCGCCGUGCGGAUCGUGGGGCGCUGGCGCCUGCUGGUCUGGAAUCGCCGCUGCUGCGCCGGGGCCUACGCGUCGCGCGAGGCAAGGCGGCGCGUGGCCGAGCAGCAGAACGCGAGGUCCUGCUUCCACGCCUGGAGCAGCGGCGCCCGCCCACGGCGGCCCGGCGACCGGGGAGGUGCCUCUGCUCCACCGGCGUUCCCCGACGCCCGCUGCCGCAUCAUCGUCGUGAGCUUCUCGGCGGCGACCUCGCCCGUCAGCGCGGCCUUGACCGGGCUGCGCCGCGUCGACGACGCGCUCCCGCCUGCGCACGACGAGGCCAGGAGCGCAGCGCUCUCCGGGCGGUCGGCGGCCCGGGUCGGCGAGGGGUGGGGUGGACGGCGUGGAGAGGCGCAGAUCGGUGAGCUUCCUCUCGUCCCGCCUGACGACAUGGGGAAGCAUGUGGCGGUGCGUGGCUACGUGUCUUGUCCUCAUGACGGUUGUCGCUACAAGUGGAAUUGGAAGCGGCACGCGACAUGCUGGCAGUGCGAAGGGGCGGCAGCCACGGCGGCCACCCUCGGCGACGGCAGUGCCAACCCGUUCGCUCCCUCGACCGACCAGCUGUUCGAGGCUUUGCUGCGUCGCGCCCCGCAGCAUGGCGAGCGCUUGGCGGCGCUCAAGAAGGAGUUCGAGGACGCUCCGCCGCCAGCUGCCGCCGCCCCAGUCAAGCCCAGCCUCGAGCGUGACAGAGAGGCACAGCGGCUGGCAGUGGCUGCUCGCAAGGCCGAUGAAUCUCUUGCGAAGGCGAUCGCUCACGAACAGGAGUGCACCGACUGGCUGGCACGGGCUCGGGCGGCAGUGGAGCAGGCUGCGCAAGAUGCAGCCGACGCCAGGCUGGCCCAUGAGCAGCAGUUGGAGCAAGACCUCCAGCGCCUCAAGAGUCGAGAAGGUGCUGCACGUGUCGCCGCUGCCGCCGAUCCCAAGCCCAAGCUCAACCUGUCCAGCUUUCUCGACGAGGGCGACGAGCUUGGGCAACUGUUCGAGUUCGAGGACGGCGAGGCCUUCGACUUCGCCGAUUUGGACCUGGCCAAGGAAGACAUCGAGGCUUGGCAGAAGCACAAGAUUUCGUUGGCACAGGAGAUCAAGCAGGCGAUCAGUGCGGCGAUUGGCCCAGCAGCUGCUCAACUGGGUGCUCGCAGACAACAGUUCAAGGAGUUCAAGGCGAGGCAGCUGCUGAAGGUAAAGAUCGUGGUGAGGAGCAGCCUGCAGGUGGAGACCAGCCUGCUGCCCCUGCCGCAGGCGAUGGCGGCGGCAAGCGAGGCGCCCCCGAAGGCGAAGGCGUCCCAGGAGCGAGUGCAGCGGGUUCUGGCAGAAGCCAGGGGCAACCCGCCCUCGUCGGCGACCUACGCCGACGCUGCCGUGGCUCCACAAAAGUGCGGGUAG
Prorocentrum cordatum is the source of this 4488-nucleotide messenger RNA. NCBI's taxonomy places the organism in Eukaryota, Dinophyceae, Prorocentrales, Prorocentraceae. The record is from the annotation of a GenBank genome assembly.